CAUAAUAGCUGUUCAGCACUGGGAUACAGGGAGCAAACACACAAAGUAGUCAGUCGGGCAGGCAGGCAGGCAGCAGGAUGACCCCAACACUUCUCCUUCUGUUGUGUCUCUCCACUGUACUACAUGCACAGGAACCAAGAUGGCUGAUCACUGCUCCCAACCUGAUCCAUGUGGGAGUGGACGAGACCGUGAGCGUGCAGGUCCAUGGGGCGACCUCCCCUGUUGCAGGCAGCCUCCAGUUCAAGCGUCACAUAAACGCUGUCUCUGAAAACGUGGCUGUCACACUGAACGCACAGAACAAUUAUCAAGCUGUGGUCAAAAUGAAGGUGGAGCCCAAGCUGUUAAAAGAUGCCUAUGCUAAUGAUGCUGAGAAUGAAAGGGCGCAAAUACCAUAUAUCCAAUUGGUUGCAUUGUUCCCAAAGCUUUCCAUUGAGGCAAAACUUGUGAAUAUAUGGCUAUCUGAAAAAAGGGGCUACAUUUUCAUCCAGACAAACAAGCCCAUCUACACUCCCGGAGAGACCGUCCAGUACAGGAUCUUCACGUUAGACCAGUACAUGCUUCCUGCUGAUGAGGAGCUCAACCUGAGAAUAUUUAACUCUGAUGGUUUAGUGGUCCGCGGCACUUUGAUAAAAUCCACUGAAAUACUCGAGCAGACUAUCACUAUCCCAAACAUUGAACGAGCUGGAUUCUGGAAAAUAGAAGCACAUUUUUCAGGUGCACGUGCACCUGAAUUCAUUUCUACUCAUUUUGAAGUGAAAGAAUAUGUUCUGCCACAGUAUGAGGUGAAUAUAGUGGCACCCAAACCAUACUGCAUGCUGAGCGAUGACAGCUUCGAUUUCAUCAUCACUGCAAGGUACACAUAUGGGAAAAGUGUGGAUGGGGUUGCUUAUGUUCGCUUUGGGACCGUUGACAAGCAAGGCGAUAAGACCAACAUACCUGGUCUGGAAAACCAGUUACCGCUUAAAGAUGGCCGUGCAAGUGUGAAGCUGCUAACCAGUGAUUUGAAGAAUAAGGCGGCAGAGAGGAAUGUCACCCAGCUGGAGGGGUGUCACUUGUAUAUCGCCGUCACAGCCCUAGAGAAGGCCAGUGGAAACCUCGAGGAAGCAGAGAGCAGCUCAGUAAAGCUAGUGGCAUCCCCCUAUGUGAUCGACAUGUCCAAGACCAAGAAAUACUUUGCACCUGGCAGCACUUUCUCCAUUUUGGCCAAGACCACCUACCCUGAUGGCACCGUUGUUCCUGAUCUGAAGCUGGAUGCCGUGAUUACUGCGAGGCUAUUUGACCAGUCUGAGGUCGUCACCAAUAAAGAGGCUGUGGCAACUAAAGGGGAAGUUGUCAUUCCAUAUGAAGUACCCCAACAGUCUUCUCAAAUACACAUCAAGCUCUCCCCCCAAAUAGACAAGACAGCAUCACAGGAAAUGACGGUGCAUGCGAUGCAAGGCACAAACUGCUACCUCAGCAUUGAGGUGGACCAUCGUGUUCUUGGACCUGGGCAAGAGCUAACAGCUCAAUUCAGAGACAUUGUUCCAGCAGGCUCACCUCGGCCAACUCACAUUUAUUAUAUGGUCCUAAGUAAGGGUAAAAUCCUGCAGACACGGAGUGUCCAGACAGCGGGCAGAGAGGUCACAGAGGUCACAGUGCCCGUCACCAUAGAGAUGGUGCCCUCCUUCCGCCUGCUGGCAUACUACUUCAGUGGCGCCAGAGGCGUGGUGGCAGACUCGGUCUGGGUGGAUGUCAAGGAUGUCUGCAAGGGGAAGAUUGAAAUUAGUCCAUUAAAACAAUACAAACCUGCAGACUUUUUAAAUAUGGAGGUGAAAGCCGACAGCCGCAGUAAAGUUGCCAUGGUUGCAGUGGAUUCCGCUGUGUACAUUCUAAACAAACAAAACAAGCUGACCUCUCAGAAGAUGUUUGAUUACAUGAACUCCUAUGAUCUGGCCUGUUCCAUUGGAGGAGGACAACAUCAACAUUCAGUUUUCUGGGAUGUGGGUCUCAUUUGGAUUUGUAACUGUGAAUUUCCAGAUAAAGCCUUUACCAGAGCGGCACAUGAGUGCCCGUCUACACCAUCACCACGAAGCAAAAGAGCAGCCAUUGACUUCUCAGGUGUUGUCUCUACUUUGGGGAAAGAUGCCCCACAGUGCUGUUCUGAUGCUGUGAAGUUCAACCGCAUGGGCCUCAGCUGUGAGAACAGGCUGAAGAGAGUGAAGAAGCCUCAGAAGUGCAGAGACGUGUUUCUGAAGUGCUGCAAGAAGGCCACGGAGAUGAGGAAGGCUACACGCAAAUACAGUCUUGCCAGAAGUGAUGGCCAUGACGUGGACGAGGCCAUUGGCGAGGGUGAUGUCCAUCUAAGGAGCUAUUUCCCAGAGUCUUGGCUGUGGAAGAUACUGGAGACAGAUGCCAACGGGGUGGCCCGGCAUUCUGAACCGGCUCCUGACUCCAUCACCACUUGGGAAAUUCAGGCAGUUGGAAUCUCUCCAACUACAGGCUUUUGCGUUGCGGAGCCCCAGACUCUUACUGUCUUCCAGAGCUUCUUUGUGUCUGUGAAGUUGCCGUACUCUGUGAAGAAGAACGAGCAGCUGGAGGUGAAGGCUGUGGUGUUCAACUAUGUGGACGAAGAGAUGGAGGUGAUGGUAGAGAUGCUUCCUACGGAGGGUUUGUGCAUGGCCCGUGGAGACAGGGCCAGGCAGAGCCUCAGCAUCCCUCCCAACUCUGCAUCCUCUGUCUACUUCAUGGUGGUACCCCUGACGACUGGCAAGUUCCCCAUCACUAUCCUGGCCCACAGCACCUCCACCAACACUGCAGACAAGAUACAAAAGGAGCUCCGGGUGGAGGAGGAGGGGGAACUGAAGAAAAUUGACCAGCAGUACAUCAUCAUCGGUAAACAAGGUGACGCACCAGAUUCCAGUCUCAACUUUAGCAUCUCACAACCUUCUGACGCGAUACCUGGAAGUGAACCAGAGACCUACCUCAGCUUUAAAGGUGGCUUGAUGGGGGAGACGGUGGAUAACUGUUUGAACUUGGAGGGCAUUGAGAACCUGAUACGUCUGCCAACCGGCUGUACAGAGCAGACCAUGUCCUCGAUGUCCCCUACCGUCCAUGCCGUAGAGUACCUGGAUGCCACGGACCAGUGGGUCAACCUCAAGGCUGACCGCCGGGACCAGGCCUUGUCCUUGCUCAUGAGGGGCUAUACCCAUUUGUUGACAUACAUGAAGAGUGAUGGAGCCUAUGGGUCGUUCUCCAGUACCCCCAAGAGCACUUGGAUAACGGCAUACGUGGCCAAGGAGCUUUCCAAAGUCAGCAGAUUGAUUCCCAUUGAAAAGUCCUAUAUAAAGAAGUCUAUAAACUACGUCAUAUCAAAACAACUACCUGGAGGAGACUUUCAAGGCGGCGGUGCUGGCAGUUACCUGCAGGGCAGUGGAAUUGGAAAAGCGUCUGGAAAUGCAGCCAUCACUGCGUAUGUGCUGAUUGCUAUGAAUGAGGCAGCGGAGGAGAAAAAGGAAGUUUUUGAGGUCUGGGAAUCCACACCAGUGAAAGUUGCCAUAAAGGAUACGUGGAGCUACCUGAAGCAGCAGCUGCCUUCGCUGCAGGACCCCUACACAGUGGCCAUCACUGGCUACGCCCUCUCCCUGACCGAGCCCGUCAGCGCAGACGCCAUUACCGCGUACAAGAAGCUCAAGGAGAAGGCUAUCUGCGACAAAGACAUGUGUUUCUGGAGCCGUGAGGAUGGCAGAGACACUAAGGCCAAAGCGACGCCUGUGUCCUUGGAGGCGACCUCCUAUGCCCUGCUCCACACUCUCAUCAUGAAGGACAUGCCAUAUGCCAAGCGCAUCGCCAGAUGGAUAACACUGCAGCGCAGGUUUGGGGGCGGCUUUUACUCCACUCAGGAUACAGUAAUAGCUCUGGAGGCCUUGUCUAAAUACAGUAUUAAGGCUAAUGAUGUGGACCCGGACCUGGAUCUCAACGUGGAGAUGUGUCUUCAAAAUGGCCAAGUGGAAACCAGAAAAUUGUUGAAACAAAAUGCUCUCACCCAGUCGGCUAUUCAGGUCAGGAAAGGAGGCGCAGUAUCCGUUCGAGUGAAGGGACGAGGAGAGGGGACCCUGUCUGUUGUGCAGAACUACAGGAGCCUGAAAGCGCCAGACGCUGGCUGUGAUAUGUUCUCCCUCAGUGUCACGUUGGAAGGGGAGGUAGAAUACAAGAUGGUAGAGACUGACAACUUGGACGAUUACGAGUACUAUGAUGAUGGAGGACAACCACCAGCAGAUGAGCCCAUGAGCAGGAUGGACUGGUUUGACCUGCGCACCCGCAGGAAGAGACAGGCCCCUACUCAGGAGAAGAAGGAAGGCUCUCUGAUCUACACUGUGUGUCUGGGGUUAAAAAGCGGGGUGUCCGGAGGGAUGGUCCUGGUGGACAUUGCACUGCUGAGUGGGCUGACGGCUAAUGUUCGGGACCUUGAGGAGAAUGAAAAGAGCACAGAGAAGUACAUCGACCACUAUGACCUGGGAUCCAACAGAGUGUACCUUUACUUCAAUGAGAUCUCAAACACAUCAGAGUGCCUUCAGUUCAGAGCAGAGCAAAUUGUACCCAUUGGGCUUGUUCAACCAGCAGCAGCGGUCAUCUACGAUUACUCCAAUCCAGACAGGAAAUGUGGAGUCUUCUACAGUGCACCCCAGAAAAGCAAGAUGGUGUCCAAGCUCUGCGACGGAGAUGUCUGCACAUGUGCAGAGGGCGCUUGUCCUACCCCUAAAGUGACCUUCAGCUCCAACAUGAAGUCCAGCACACGCAUGGACUUUGCGUGUUAUAAACCAGUUGUGAAUUAUGUUUAUGUUGUUAAGGUGGUUAGCUCUACAGCCGAUGGAGUCUUCAAUUAUUACACAGUGGAAGUGACCAGAGUUAUUAAAUUGGGCAAAGAUGAGUACGCCCAGAGUGGCGUGACUCGUGAGCUGGUGAAAAGGCUGUCAUGUGUGGACUUUGAGCUGGAGGUUGAAGCUGAGUACCUCUUCAUGGGUAUCAAUGAGGGCAUCACUCACACAGUAGAUGUCAACGGAAGCCCAAGGUAUCUGCUGCGGAGGGACUCGUGGCUGGAGAAGCUGCCGGGAGAGGAGAGGUGUAGGGCCACCAGGAACAGGCAGGCCUGCCAGCUGCUACACGACUUCAUGGACAAAUUCUCCUGCUACCACUGACGGCUGCAACUGAGGCAGACACGAACACACACACAGGCACACACACACAGGCACACACACACACACACAAACUGCAAUUUACUACACAACUAUAUGGAUAAAUACUCUAAUAAUGGCUGCAACUGAGGCUGAGGCAGACACACGCGCGCGCAAACACACACACACACGCACACACAGCCAUUUACUACACGACUUCAUGGAGAAGUACUCUAAUGAUGGCUGCAACUUCUGAGGUGGAGUGGAGCAGAGUGCAGGAGGAAGAACUGGGUGAAUGAGCAUGUCACAUUGUCACACACACACACACACACACACACACACACACACACACACACACACACACACACACACACACACACACACACACACACACACACACACCCUCUGCCAAACUCUGUUCUAUCAAAGAGGCUUGAGACAAGAGGGCUUACUCACGUCAUAACAGCGUAGUAGGAAAUGAUGGCGAGGGGAGUACGGAAAUGUUAUUCACUGUGGAACAGGUCAUAGGACAGCAUGAAUGUCUGUCAGCUGUCCUUAAUUACCCCCAGCAAUUACUGCUGACCAACAGCUGCCGUUAAUUGGCCACAAAUUAUCCAUCAUGGUGUCGCCCCCACUGACCAUGUGCAAGGGAGUAAGAAAAUGGUAUCCAUCGCACCCACUGACCAAUGACCAUGCUCAAGGGAGUUAAUUUUCCAUCCACUCGUGUCCUCAGGCAACGCCCCCGUACUACACCGUGGCCAAUGCAUUUCCCCCCUAGAGAUUGUUCUUCUCUGUCGAAUUUCUUUGGUUCUAUAGCCAUACAGACUACAGAACAUAUUUGGCCCCUGUCAUACCCAUCUGCCAGGCAGAAGAAGAGGUAGACACAGUGGAUCAGUAAACCAUGUGCUUUUAUUACCAGUGCAUAUUGACAGAGAAAUAAAACAAUGGUCUUAUCAGUCAACAUACUGUAGUCAAUGUAAUGCAACAGGGAGACAGGGCCCGGGCGGGGUAUAAGGUAUAAGGUAGCGGUAUGGCGUAGCGCAGUCACAAUUACAUUCCAGAUGUGUGUAAUCGGUCCAAUGCCCUGACCGUUAGAACAGAUAAGAACCAAGCGGAGAAGAAUGAUUUUUGUCAGGGUUUUGGCAAUAGGGCAACCAAAUCUUGAGCAUCCACCCAAUGUGAGUAGCACAUGGACACAGGUGUGUUUUACAGUCAAUUGGGAGUUACGGGUCAACUCCAGCUGCCAGAUAAAAGUAGGAGGAGAGAGUGGUCCUCACACCUCACUUGUAUUCUCCAAAAACAAAUUUCAUUACUUAUUUUAUACUCCAAAUUUUAUUACUUAUUUUCAAGGCAACAUUCCGAUCCUCAUGUUGGCUCUUCCUCAGACCUGAAAAUAAGUUAUAAAGUGUAUUUUUGGAGCACGCAACCGCAACUAGUAUACACAUGUGUGACUCACAUCAGGUAGGUACUUUGAUUGAGUUGCCACAGGCAUGGUAGAGAGGUGAGGUCACUGCAGCAGUGGAGAGGGACACAGCAAAAGAGUGUCAGGCACAGGAACACAAGCAACAAAAAAAAGUUUUUUUUAUGUUAUUGUUUUUUUCACAUUUAAGCACAUAAAUGUUCCAAAAACAUGAUUGAGAAACAUCUGAAACAUACAUUAUGCAUUUGCAGCUGGGCCCGUUAUCCAGUCAAAGUUUUUUUUAUGUGGAACAUCAAAGAACAGCCUUUCGAUAAAUGUCUUUGAACUACAAGUUGGUCAAAAAUCCACAGUUCCCACUGAUCAUGACUAGGAGUAUCUGCCUGCAAUGCCAUUGAAUGAGUGAAUAGUGUACAGGAUAGAAAAUAGCAUGGUGCUGUGUAUCUGCUGUCAUGACGACCCUCUGGUAUCCAACAGUAUUACAUUCACUCCCAAUAGAUAAAUAAUUAGUUAUGAUUCACAUUUACAAUAGACAAAUCUCAUACACUAGAUACUGUAUGAGCUUAACAUAGUAUGUCUGGGAGAUGGUGUCCAUCCUUUCUCCUGUUAUUGCACAACUUACAGUGAAUAAGUUAACACACACAAGUAAACACAUCACUUGCACUAACAGGGUAGUGGAGGAGCAAAGUGGUAGGACACUCUUUACCUUGUAAAACAUUGUAGCCAGCUAAAUGUAAAAAGGUAAGUUGCCCUGCUGCCGUUAACUCAACUCGAGGCUUAACUCAAUUCAAGGCUUUCUCAAGUUGAGUUAACUUAAAAACCUAAACUUAAAAGCAGGACAACUUACUGUUUUACGUUUAACUGACAGCAACGUUUUACAGUGACUUGCUCGUACAGUUCAUUACAUACAGGCGACCUUUUAUAUAGCAUGUCAGCUUGCCACCUUCGAUUUCUCCCAAGCUUUCUAUGUGUCUUUUCAAUAAAACCAUAUGAAUAGACAAA
This is a messenger RNA of Engraulis encrasicolus (European anchovy), 7569 nucleotides long. RefSeq names its product complement component 4 (gene c4). Gene Ontology annotation, molecular function: endopeptidase inhibitor activity; protein binding. The transcript has 41 exons. Gene Ontology annotation, cellular component: extracellular region. Lineage: Eukaryota; Metazoa; Chordata; Actinopteri; Clupeiformes; Engraulidae. Bases 78 to 5174 code for a protein of 1698 amino acids. Gene Ontology annotation, biological process: complement activation. The record is from RefSeq and is a predicted model, not a curated record.